ACCAAAAAGAGAACAAACAGUGAAACAACGGGUCUCACCACAGGAAAGCAGGUCCAGGCUCCGGACUCCCCUUCCAAGACCUUCGUCGUCUGUUCGCAAGGGGUCUGCGGCUUUUUUGAGACACCACAAGAAAGACCCACGGAGAAAGGGGAGACAAUGAGCGCUGGAAGAUUUCAAAGCGGUGGCAGAGACAAGUGCAGGCUGCACAUGGUGACCUGGAACGUGGCCACAGCCGAGCCCCCUGAAGACGUCGCCUCUCUGAUGCAGCUGGACGUCCAGCCCCCCACAGACAUCUAUGUGAUUGGCCUGCAGGAGGUGAACGCCACCCCUGUGAGGUUCAUCUCUGACCUGUUAGUGGAGGACUCCUGGAGCCACGUCUUCAUGGAAACACUGGCCCCCAGAGGCUUUGUGAAGGUCACAUCAGUGAGGAUGCAGGGUUUGCUGCUGCUGGUUUUUGCCAAACAAAUGCAUCUCCCCUUCAUCAGAAACAUCCAGACCACCUACACCCGCACUGGCAUCUUUGGCUACUGGGGUAACAAAGGAGGAGUGUCGGUGCGUUUCUCCUUCUACGGCCACAUGGUGUGCUUCCUUAACUGCCACCUGGCGGCUCACAUGAACUACGCUCUGCAGCGCGUUGAUGAGAUCGAGCACAUCCUGGAGAAGCAAGACUUUGACAUCACUGACACCCCACAUGUCCGGGAUCACAAGGUGGUGUUCUGGUUUGGCGACCUGAACUUCCGUAUUGCAGAUCAUGGCUUGCACUUCCUGCGCUCGUCCAUCAACAGCGAGCGUCUAAAUUUGCUGUGGAGCAAAGACCAGCUUACUAUGAUGAAGAAAAAUGAACCUUUCCUCCAGGAAUUUGAGGAAGGGCCAUUGAAUUUCAAACCCACCUACAAGUUUAACCGUAACUCUGAUACCUAUGAUACCAGUGGCAAGAAGAGGAAACCGGCCUGGACGGAUCGGAUCCUCUGGCGCAUCAAACCCAAAACCUUUCCUUCAGAGGAUGAUGAUGACAAGGCAUCGAUUUCCACUGUGGAUGAGACCGAGGAGUAUCCGCUCCUGGUCAUUCAGGACAAGUACACCUGCGACAUGAGCUACGGAGUCAGUGACCACAAGCCUGUCAUUGCAACCUUCAGCCUGGAGCUGAAGAAGUGCUAUGACACACCUCAGGUGCACGUUUCUCCUCUGGGUGUAUGGUGCGCCGACCAUGACGCACUUCUUACCUACACCGUCCAAGAGGACUUCAUGUCCUCCACAUGGGACUGGAUCGGCCUGUACAAGGUGGGAUUCAAGAGUGCUUCCGACUAUGAAACCUUUGUUUGGGUUCGAGAAGAGGAGUUGCCAGAGAUAAAUGAAGUCAUACAGAUAUCUAUGGACAAGGAUGGGAUCCCUCUGCUGGGUGGACAGUUUGUUUUGGGUUACUACAGUACAAACAUGCAAAGCAUUAUCGGCUUCAGUGCUAACUUCCAGAUUCUGGAGUCAAAGCGUGCCGUCAUGGAAGGACUCGUUCCUGAAAACAUCAAUGGUCUCAAAUGAGAACAAAUUCACUGCACUGUAUUUCUCUACCUUUGGAAAUGUAUCCCAAUUGAUUCUGUCAUUCAAAUGCCCCAAAAUCUAAUCCAUUAGACACUGGAUCAGCGUAUUCAGUCUUUAGAUAAUGGCCACUACAAUGUGCUAUCCAAUUUUUGUAAAUUUCAAUUUGUGUUUUCCAACUUUGCCUUUGAGGAUUUCAUCUUAAGCUUGGACAGUUUCUCUGCAAGAAAGGUUUAUCGCUGUAAUGAGUAGUCCUCCAGCUUUUCCACUGGCCUUUUUUCGCCCAAAAAAUCAAAAAUAAAGAAAUAAGUUGCAUUUUGA
This is a messenger RNA of Trematomus bernacchii (emerald rockcod), 1854 nucleotides long. It is a transcript of the gene inpp5kb, whose product is annotated as inositol polyphosphate-5-phosphatase Kb. The record is from RefSeq and is a predicted model, not a curated record. NCBI's taxonomy places the organism in Eukaryota, Metazoa, Chordata, Actinopteri, Perciformes, Nototheniidae. The transcript has 13 exons. The coding region runs from base 157 to 1536 and encodes 459 amino acids. Gene Ontology annotation, cellular component: ruffle; cytoplasm; plasma membrane. Gene Ontology annotation, biological process: negative regulation of insulin receptor signaling pathway; negative regulation of glycogen biosynthetic process; phosphatidylinositol dephosphorylation. Gene Ontology annotation, molecular function: phosphatidylinositol-4,5-bisphosphate 5-phosphatase activity; phosphatidylinositol-3,4,5-trisphosphate 5-phosphatase activity; inositol bisphosphate phosphatase activity.